Messenger RNA from Plasmopara halstedii, 234 nucleotides. RefSeq lists its product as uncharacterized. The coding region runs from base 1 to 234 and encodes 77 amino acids. The record is from RefSeq and is a predicted model, not a curated record. NCBI's taxonomy places the organism in Eukaryota, Oomycota, Peronosporomycetes, Peronosporales, Peronosporaceae. The transcript has 2 exons.
AUGACAGUAAAUACAAUUUGCACCGCACGCGGUAAGAUAGAUUUGGUGGCGCAAGGAGUCGGAACACCCGUCGCAAAAUCCCCUCGUUUGGUGACGCUGUUGCAGCGCGCUUUUGCUAUGUUUGGAAAGAGUUUUCCUGAGGAAGUCGCACUUGUAAACCCUCGUAGCUCCGGCCAGGCAAUCGCAGCUUCUGUGUCUGUGACGGUUAGUAAGUAUUUUCCCGGGGACAACUAG